AUGACGUGCCCGUCGGGUAAGUAUGCAACAGAAGAGUUCAUUGCGAAAACGUGCUGCCGACUGGAAAAAGGACCUGUUACGGAAAAUGACUUGCGAGAGAUCCACAGAGACUUGGUGAACUGCUGUAACUGUACCGAAAGGGAACUCGAAAAACAACAGCGAAUAAGAACAGAGCAACUGAACGAGAUAUGCCAACUGUCCGCAAAAAUCAGCGAGCUGACCGAUCAUGUCGAAAAGGCACGUUUGAGAGAGAACGAACUAGCUGAAAGAGUGGCAAGAUGGGUAGAGUAUUUGAAAGAAGAGAAGCAAAAGAUGCUUGCACGGGGAUCCCGCCUGUGCGCCACUGGGGCGCUCUCAGCGAUCAUUUCCGAUGACAUCGAAUACAACAUUAGCAUGCUCAUGCAGAUGCGAGCACGUGUUGACAACAAAAUUCUGGAAAUCAAGCAAAGGAAAAGAGAGCAUAAACACCAGUUAAAACACAUGAAGAACGAAAUGCUGCAGAUGCAUAAGAAACUAGGCGAAUGGGACGCGAGAUGUGAUGAGUAUUGUGAAAUGAACAUGCGAAUGGAAAUCACACGCCAACAGCUCCUGGAGCGAAUCAAAGAACAGCAACAGAGGGAAACCACUGCGAAGGCGGGUAUUCAUUUCUUUGACCUGUAG
Cooperia oncophora is the source of this 660-nucleotide messenger RNA. Lineage: Eukaryota; Metazoa; Nematoda; Chromadorea; Rhabditida; Trichostrongylidae. The record is from the annotation of a GenBank genome assembly.